AUGAGAAUUCCACAGGUUUUUGCUUUUGUGGCAGCCGCAGCUGCGGUGACCAUUCCAAGCUCUAGGCAGUCAUCUCCUGCCUCCCUCACAAAUGUGACCAUCUUCUCGCCACCCUCCGACUACAUCGUGCCACGAACGCUUUACCCACGGAACGAGCAGCUUCCCAACGGCGACCUUCUUGCCACAUGGGAAAACUACUCACCAGAGCCUCCCGCAGUAUACUUCCCCAUAUACCGCUCCAAUGACUACGGAAAGACCUGGGAGGAGAUCUCCAAGGUCCAUGACACUGUCAACGGAUAUGGCUUGCGUUAUCAGCCGUUCCUCUACUCCCUGCCUGAGCGCGUCGGCUCGUUUGAAAAGGGUACUCUACUUCUAGCUGGUAGUAGUAUUCCUACUGAUUUGUCGUCCACGCACAUCGAUCUGUAUGCGUCGCAGGACGAUGGUGUGAAUUGGAUAUUUGUCAGCCAUAUUGCUGCUGGAGGAGAGGCAUUGCCGAACAAUGGACUGACUCCUGUAUGGGAGCCAUUCUUACUCGCCCAUAAUGGCAAGUUGAUUUGUUAUUACUCGGAUCAGCGAGAUAAUGCAACCCACGGACAGACUAUAGUUCACCAGGUCUCAACUGAUCUAAAGACCUGGGGACCUGUUGUAGAGGAUGUCGCCUAUCCGACAUAUACCGACCGACCCGGCAUGCCAGUUGUGACCAAGCUCCCGAACGGUCAAUACUUCUACAUCUAUGAAUAUGGUUCUUUCUUUGGUACUGCAAGCUAUUCUUUCCCCGUUUACUACCGUUUGUCGUCCGACCCCGAAAAUAUCGCCUCCGCCCCGGGCCAGCGUCUGGUUGUUUCGAGUGGUACUCGACCGACAUCUUCGCCUUACGCUGUGUGGACACCAUACGGUGGUAAAAAUGGCACCAUUAUUGCCAGCUCCGGUACACAGAGUACUUUGUUUAUUAAUAAAGCUCUUGGUGAAGGGGAGUGGACAGAAAUCGCCUCGCCCGAAGAACACGGCUACACGCGGUCUCUACGGGUACUGUCGGAGGAUGGGGGUCGAUACUUGGUCGUGCAUUCCGCGGGAGUGCUAUCUGGCACCAAUAAUCGGGUCUCCGCAAGUGUGAUGGAUUUGAAAGAGGUAUUGUAA
This is a messenger RNA of Penicillium digitatum Pd1, 1137 nucleotides long. RefSeq names its product sialidase family protein. NCBI's taxonomy places the organism in Eukaryota, Fungi, Ascomycota, Eurotiomycetes, Eurotiales, Aspergillaceae. The record is from RefSeq and is a predicted model, not a curated record.